Messenger RNA from Fusarium fujikuroi IMI 58289, 3396 nucleotides. Its product is annotated as related to vesicular transport protein. The record is from RefSeq and is a predicted model, not a curated record. NCBI's taxonomy places the organism in Eukaryota, Fungi, Ascomycota, Sordariomycetes, Hypocreales, Nectriaceae. The transcript has 3 exons. Gene Ontology annotation, cellular component: Golgi apparatus. The coding region runs from base 1 to 3396 and encodes 1131 amino acids.
AUGUUUCAGAGGUUCAAAAGCGCCAUCGAUCGGACAAUCGCCGAAGAACAAGCCCGCUCUCAAACAGCUGCGCAAUCCAGGUCCCCCUCGAGAACCCGCUCAACAUCGUCGCGAAAGGGCGAUGGCACACCAGCUCAGCGCGCAAAGGCUAGGAAACAGGCUGCCGAUGCUGGCGACGCACCGAACCCAGAUCCUGCCGUAUUCGAGGCUGCUUUUGUGAUUGACGACGAGAGUGAGCCGAGCCGAGCUACUACCCCAAUGCCUCCUACUGCAAAAGACGAUUCCAAGACCGACAAUGGUGACACUCAGAACAACGGAUCGGAUGAAAAGAAUGCAGAUGGUUCCAAGGACGAGGCCAAUUCGGGCAAGAAUCAGGAUGGUGGAGAUGGCGCUUCAGCGGCCAAGUCAGAGGCGACCAAGUCUCAAGAGUUGAGCCCUGAGAUCCGCCAGAAGCUGCGCAAACUGGAGAAGCUCGAGGCGACGUAUCCCGAAUUACUUCGAUCUUACCGUGUUGCCCAUAGGCGAGCGACAGCGAUCGAACCAUUCGAAAAGGCCCUCCGAGAAAACACCCCCUUGACUUCCAUCAGCGACCCCGAAGCUCUUGUCGAGUAUCUCAACCAACUGAACCUCCGAAGCGACAUGGUGAUGCAGGAGCUGAAGAAGGUUUCGACAGAUAAGGAAGAGUUACAGAAAAAGCACAACGAAACCAAAGAAAGGGCCAAGAAAUUGGAGGAGGAGCUUGCGGCACUCAAGUCAGGAGACUCUACCCAGCCAAAGACCGACGAAUCUGAAGCUACCAAGGACGAUAAGCACGAAGAUACUCCCCCUGAUAUCCCCGAAAAGUCCAAGUCUCCUGUUUCCUCUGUCAUCGGGAUGUUCUCGCCCAAACAUAAGCCGCAAAAGUCUCUAUCAGAGGUUACUGAAUCCAUUACUGAAUCUAAGGCCAAAAGCGAGGAGUUCUUCUCUUAUGACGAUGAAAUUCCUCACCUUCAAGCUGACCUCACGUCAAAGUCUGAGGAAAUUGAUAAGCUCAAGUCCGAGGUCGAGAGUCUCCAGAAGGAACUUACCACCGUUAAGGAGAACAGCGCUGGUCUGGUUGAGAACCUGGAGAAUGCGACUCGGGAGCUCAGCGAGUCUCGCGAUGCUGCCGCCGCCAAGGAGUCCCUACAGACCCAGCUUGAUGAGCGCAACAAGGAGAUUGAGUCUCUGAACCAACGAUUGGAAGAGGCGCAAAAGCAACUCAAGCAGCUGGAAGAAGACAAGAGCACGCACACAGCCAAAGUUGAUGAGUUGGAGGUUUCACUUGCUUCAUCAGACAAACGUGCAAGCGAAUUGGACGCCGAGUUGGCCAAGGCUUCGAACGCAAAGAACAUCUCCAAGAAGCUGAUCGAUGACCUCAACAAUCAGAUCGAGCUCCUGAAGAAGGAGAAGACUGAGAGCCAGACCAAGAUUGACGAUCUGACCAAGAAACUAGAGUCAAAGCCUGCUCCCGUUGCACCCACACCCGCUGCAACUCCAGCGCCUACGGCCUCACAACCUGUUGCGGCUGCGGGCGGUGGAAAUAAGAAGAAGAACAAGAAGAAGAAGGGCAAGGGUGGCGCCGGUGGUGCUGCAGCUCCAGCUGUAGAGGCCGCUGUGGAGACUCCUGAGCCAGCAACUCCCGCUGAGCCCGAGGGCAAUGCUGAGCUUGAGGCUGAGAUCGCGAAGCUAAAGGAGGAGGUUGCUGAGAAGGAUACGCAGAUCGAACGUUUGAGCAAGAGGCGCAAGACUGAGGAGGACCUGCGCGAGGAAAUUGAGUCACUCCAAGAGAACCUGCUCACAAUUGGUCAGGAUCAUGUUGAGGCCAAGGAGAAGAUUAAGGAGCUCGAGGCGGAGAAGUUGGAACUCAAGACACAGAUUGCUGAUCUUGAGAAGAAGAUUGACUCAUCUGCUUCAGAUGCCGAAGUCAGCACCAAGCUGCAAAGCGAGAUGGAGUCCUUGAAGACAGAAUACGACGAGCUCAAGGAAAAGACGACCACCCUGCAAGCAGACCUGGGCGCUGCUCAGCAACUGGCUCAAAACCGAUUCAAGGAUCUUACAGACCUACGUGAGGUGCUACAAAAGGCGCAGCCUGAGUUGAAGAGCCUGCGCCAGGAGUCUGCUACGCUAAAGACUACGAAGGAGGAGCUCGCAGCCAAGACCAAGGAGCUAAAGGAUAUGGAGAAGCGUGAGAAGGAUCUCAAGCGAGAUGUGGAGCGCGUCCAGAAGUUAGCCUCAGACCGCGAGACUGAGAUUAAGGGUCUACUUGAGAAAUUGGCCACCGAGACAAACGCCAAACUUCGUCUCGAGGAUGCCCAACGGGUAUCUGGACGAGACCUUCGCCGAUCUGAAGCUGAGAAGGUUGAGAUUAGUGCAAAGGCUGAGAAGACGGAGGCAGAGCUCAAGACAGUACAGGAGGAGCUCAGCAAGCUGCGACCCAAGGUGAAGGAGCUUGAAGAGCAGAUGCACAAAUUGAAGCGGGAGAAGACAGCAGCGCAAGAGGAGGCUGAGUUCAAGACGCAGCAGUACAGUAAUGCCCAGGGUCUGUUGAGUAGUAUGCGAGACCAGACGGCGGAGAUGUCUGUGCAGCUGAAGGAGUCCAAGUCGCAGGCUGAGUCACUGGAGGAGGAGCUUGCUGAGGUUCAGCGACUACUUCAGGAGCGUACGCGCGAGGGCGAGACGAUGCGACGAUUGUUGGCUGAUGUCGAUGAGCGUGCCGAUAACAAGGUUCGAGAGAUGAGAGCGCGAAUGGAGGCAGCUGUUGAGGAGCGAGAUCGAAUUGAAGAUGAGUCGAGUACCCUUGCGCGACGCAAGACACGAGAGACGGAAGACCUGAAGCUGAAGUUGAAGGACCUGGAGCGUGAGGUCAAGACUUUGACACAUGAACGGGAUGAGCUUGAGCAGCGCGAGAAGGAGUGGCGCCGACGACGAGAAGAGCUUGAGUCGGUGGAAGAGAAGGCCGAGGCUGAGGCGGACGAACUCCGAACAACAGCAUCACAGCUGCGAACAGCUCUCGAUGCAUCAGAGAAGCAAGUCCGUGAUGUUGAGAAGCAGCGAGCCGAGUUACGACGAAUGUUGGAGGAGGCAAGGCAACGAUACGAGAAGGUAUCCAAGGAUCUCAAGUCGGUGCAGACCAGGCUUGUGGCCAACUCAAGCCGCAGCUCGUUCGAUUCGGUGCGAAGCGGAAGCAAUGGCUCGCCGGCCGCUGGCGGAACUCCAGAUACGGUCUAUCUCAAGACAAUUCUACUGCAGUUCCUGGAGCAGAAGGACACCAAGCUAAGAGCUCAGCUUGUGCCGGUGCUGGGCAAGCUAUUGCGCUUUGACAAGACGGACGAGCAAAAGUGGCAGAAGGCAGUGCAGCAUAUCGAGGUUAAAUAG